AUGGGCACCCUACAUUGGCACCCUCCCUGGGCACGCUCCCUGGGCACCCUUCAUGGGCACCCUCCAUGGGCACCCUUCCUGGGCACCCUCCCUCGGGCUCUGUGUGCCCCAACUCUCCUCCUCGGGCCCGGUACAGGAUCUGCAGCCCGGGCCCGAGGCUUGAACAGGGCCGCGCGCCUGGACCACGUGGCGCGAGAUCUGCGCAGCUUCCGUUCCUUCUGCCGCCCCUGCUGUCCGGGUGGCGACAUCUGA
This is a messenger RNA of Pelobates cultripes (western spadefoot toad), 252 nucleotides long. NCBI's taxonomy places the organism in Eukaryota, Metazoa, Chordata, Amphibia, Anura, Pelobatidae. The record is from the annotation of a GenBank genome assembly.